AUGAUCUUCCCAUCUCAAGGAGAAGGAAAGUGCGUCCCCAAAGAACAUCCCUUCAACUCACACUGUGCCCCCCAGUGUCCAAAGUACCUUUGCUCCUCCAGCCCUGGGAGAGGCGGGGCAGCUGCUGUCAUUGUCACAUUUACCCCUGAGCUCACGAGAACCGUGCUCCAAACCGGCCCUGAAAUCAGCUUGUCCUUUGCCCGCGCCACAGGGCAGGAGCCUGGCACAGGGGGGUGUCCCCCAGCGGGCGGCUGCAAUGAGAAGCGCAUGCUGGCCAUGCUGCCUCGCUGCGGCAAGACCUUUGCUGAAAGGAUGAAGAAGGUGGAGGUCUGGAAGUGGUGCAACUUGUCGGAGUUCAUCGUGUACUACGAGAGCUUCACCAACUGCACCGAGGUGGAGACCAACGUGCUGGGCUGCUACUGGCCCAACCCCUUGGCGGAGAGCUUCAUUGCUGGGGUCCACAGGAGGUUCUUCCAAAACUGCUCCGUGGACAGGCAGCACUGGAAGGACCCCCCAGACGAAAUUCUCAUCCCGCUCAUUGCACUGCCCAUCCUGCUGACCGUCGUCAUGACUGGCGUGGUGGUGUGGCGCAGCAAACGCACCAACCAGGUGGUGUGAGGGCCCGGUGAGUCCGAGGGGCCCUUCCUGGAGAAGCGGAAGAAAGUUCUCCAGGGCUGGGAGAGCCGGUGGACACUCUAAGGCUGCCCCCCACCCUGCCUGGGCGGCCUUUGGGCUGGUGAAAGAAAACGUGCCGCGGCUGGAGCCUGCGUGCUGGGCACAAGUCACCGCUGCUUUGCCUGCGCUGUCCCAGGCUGGGCUGGGGCCUCGGGGUUCCUAGCACUGAGUCCCGUGGUGCCCCAUCUGCAGCCCCGGCCAGACCAUGACCCUGCCCUCCCAACUGACUCUACCCCUGGCCCCAGCCCAGCCCUGACUCCACCCCUUGGCUCUGACUCCACCUCUGGCCCUGACCCCACCUCCAGCCCUGGCCCCACCCCCAGUCCCGACCCCGCCCCCAGCCCCGGCCCCACCUCCCACUCUGACUCCACCCCCAGCCCUGGCCCCACCUCAGCACCACCCGAAAGGGUGUGCCUAUUCCCACCUGGCUGGGGGUUGGGGGAAGAGAGAUUGGGAGGGAGUUUUUGUAGGUCCUCACUUCGCAGGCCUUGAGUCCUCUGGGUAGGGAGCCCACCUAGAGAUCUGGAAGACUGAGGGUUGGGUUGGGGGUUCCAAGGAGCCACAGCACAGCCUGAGACCUGCUGUCUGGGGCCACCACCAGGGGCUGGAGCUGGAUGGGCCUCCUUCCUAACGGCCCCCCGCUGUGAGCACAGCCUCGGGGUGGGGUCCCGUGUGCUCUUGUUCUGGCUGAGCUCUGUCUGCCAUGUCUGUACUUUC
Molecule: messenger RNA, 1392 nt
Organism: Mesoplodon densirostris (Blainville's beaked whale)
Lineage: Eukaryota; Metazoa; Chordata; Mammalia; Artiodactyla; Ziphiidae
Gene: RAMP3
Product: receptor activity modifying protein 3
Exons: 4
Coding region: 1-618 (205 amino acids)
Biological process (GO): cellular response to hormone stimulus; intracellular protein transport; protein localization to plasma membrane
Cellular component (GO): signaling receptor complex; cell surface; membrane
Molecular function (GO): coreceptor activity
Source: RefSeq, a predicted model, not a curated record